ACUGUAGGUGGCGGUAUGUGCUCAUGGCUCCAGUCAGCCAUUAGACCGAAGAAGAAGAAGAACGACAGCUCAAACCAACGUAGUUUAAACGAUGGAUCUGCGACAGAGAGUCAAUGCUCCGCUUGCAGAUGGCUCGGCAGAUAUGGGACGGUGAGCGCCGAUUCUCUGAAUCUGCUUCGGGAAAUGAGUGGACAAUAUCCUGAGAAUGUCAAGAUGCAUUUUCCGGGGACCCUGUACAACUUGAUAGACAAAGCUGAGGUGGAGGACCAGGUGAGGUUUCUUGUCUUGACCUUGGAUCAUAUCAUCAAUCUCAUGGAUGCCUCAGAGCACAUGAAUUCAGCUAAAUGGAACCUAAAGAAAGUGGAAUAUUUCCUAGAAGACCUGCAACGGCAGUCAUCUGAGCUUAAAGAAUGCGUGGCCCAAUACCAAAAGCCAUUGCAAAAGGAGUCUUACGAGAUCAGGAUAAAAAGACACUUCAGGACUUUAAAGAAGAUUUUAAAGAAAGAAAAAUAUAGUGCUCAAGCAUGGGAACAGAUCCGGAGAGCUGUGAGAAGCCACCUUCAGAGGAUGGACAUCAUCGCAAACAAUGCUAAAAAAAGAGUUUAAGAGACAAUGUCAGAAAAAGUCCUAAUGACAGAAAAAAAAAAUUCUGACUUGUAGCAUUCCAUAGAGAAAAAAAAGUUACAAAAACUGCCUUACAAACAAAAACUGGAAAAAGAAGAAUGUUAAAAAUGUAUUUGUGUAUUCGAAUGUUUGUAUGUAAUUGCAAUGAAUGAAGCCUAGAGUGUAACCUAGAGUCACUUAUGUUGACCAAUGGGUAGUGCUUUAAUACAGAGUUUACCUUAUGUGUUUCCUAUGAAAACUUGAAGUUAUUAGAUCAAACAAGGUAAUUAUGUUUCUUACAAAAACCUGUGAAAACUUUUCUAUUUGGUUUAGAUGAGAAGAAGCCUCUUUGCCUAAACUGUACUCAGAUAUUUUGCUAACUAAAUGAAAAAAGUGCUAUGCAUUUCAGAUCAUAUGUAUUAACUGUCAGUCAGCCAUGUGAUGCACAUGCAUGUUGGGUAUGUUUCAUAAUUGUUUAAAGUAUAUUGAAAUCGAUUAAUAUAUCUUUGUGCACAAUUUUAUAUCCCAGUAUAUUUAUUGUUUUCAUAUUUAAUAUUAUUUAUAGUUAUUUAUUUGCUGUAACUGUCAUAAAAUGUUUUGUACUUUCAAAUAAAAAUUAUUUAUUGAAA
Cyprinus carpio (common carp) is the source of this 1232-nucleotide messenger RNA. Its product is annotated as interferon a3. Gene Ontology annotation, molecular function: cytokine receptor binding. The transcript is spliced from 6 exons. Gene Ontology annotation, cellular component: extracellular region. Gene Ontology annotation, biological process: defense response; response to exogenous dsRNA. Lineage: Eukaryota; Metazoa; Chordata; Actinopteri; Cypriniformes; Cyprinidae. The record is from RefSeq and is a predicted model, not a curated record. The coding region runs from base 16 to 606 and encodes 196 amino acids.